UCGUGACAUUACCAGCACGACGCAAGGUCCUCUUUCACGAACGGAGCCACUCUUAUUCCCAGUCAUAAGUAUUCCCUUUCACCUUCUCACCCACUCUCCCAUAUCCAUACUGCCAUCACAUCUCAUACACAUAGCGCUCGUACGGCACGUCCAACCAUGUUCUCGAACCCAUUGAAGCGAAGCUUCCUCUGUCUUACAGCGGAACCAGGGACCGUCUGCGCCGGCCUCCCCACCAAGAAGCCCCGUGCAGCAGCAGUACCAACAACACAGCAUCAAGCCACCGCACCUGCGGCAGUUCCUCCGAAAUCUCAGUUCCUAUCUCUCCCCGCCGAACUCCGCAACGAGAUCUACAACCAUGCCCUCGUGCAAUCCUCCCCCAUCUCACUACCUUACGCGUACGAAACUCGCAGCACGACGCGCUCUCCGUCAAGCAGAAAUGGCUUAGCUUCAGCAUCAUGCACAGCUACGACUUACUCUGGCGAACCACCUUUCCUGCGCACAUCACGUCUCAUCCGCUCCGAAGCCAUGCCCAUCUACUAUGGCUGCAAUACUUUCAGCGCGCCCAGCCCCGCCUCCGCGCAUAAAUUCCUCAAACCGCUGAGCUCAGCAAAGAUGAGCAUGUUGCGCUUCUUCCGGCCUGUGGAACUGGCACUGGAGUUGCAGGGAAGUCUACAGGUGAGGAAAAGGUGGGAGGAGAGCGUGAGGCGGACCGUAAAUCGUUUGGUGAAAGAUGUGGGGAAGGGAAGUCUGAGAUGGGAGAGUUUGCAGCUUGGUGUGAAGAGCAGAGAUGAGGGGACGAGGUGGCUCGGUCUGCGGGAGGUGGGAUUUGGAGUGAAGAGGGAGGCGGAGGGGUGGAGGUUGCUUGGACCGGAGGAGGAAGAGGAGGCUAUGGAAGGGGUCGUGGCGACCUGAUGCGAUGAGGGUUUGAGUAUCAACCAAAAUUCUUCAUCGAGCGCUGCCGGAGAGAUCUGAGUCAUUCGGACAGGGAUGGACAAUUGCAAGGUCGCGUUUUCCACGCGAUCUGUCUGGCCAAUAACAACAUUACAACCAUUUGCACGUCUGUGAUGUUGAGUCUCGGGUGUUCUGGUCUGUUCGCCCGUGUGCCGAGGAACACUGCGCGCCGGAGGGCAGCUAUUCAACCAACAGUCGGCAGUCGAGCAACACGAAGAUCCAAAAGCUUUCAAAACACAUGAGAAUUCCUUGUCGCAUUUUCAAAGGGUAUUGGAAAAGAGUUUGCAUGGAAGCAUUGUAUUCAUAAGCACUGUAUACUUCCUACAGCGCAGCUUUGCUGGCGAUGGCGUGUUAGACCAGCAGCAAGGUCCCAGACAUAAUCCUAAUCAAGAGAGCGAUUUCGAGAA
This is a messenger RNA of Cercospora beticola, 1358 nucleotides long. RefSeq lists its product as uncharacterized. NCBI's taxonomy places the organism in Eukaryota, Fungi, Ascomycota, Dothideomycetes, Mycosphaerellales, Mycosphaerellaceae. The record is from RefSeq and is a predicted model, not a curated record.